AUGGUCGAGACGGCAAGCAACUCUCUGCUGUCCAGCAGUACCUCGGACUCGUCCCUCUCAGUCCAGCUGCACCCACUGGUUCUGCUCACCAUCUCUGACUACAUAACGCGCCACUCUAUGCGCAGCCAACAAGGCCCAAUCGUUGGUGCAAUCAUCGGUCAGCAAAAUGGACGUACAAUCACCAUGGAGCAAGCCUUCCAAUGCAAGACCAAGGAAGACGGAGACAAAGUUCUUGUUGACGAAGAGUGGUUCGCCGAGCGUCUAGAGCAGUUCAAGGACGUCCACAAAGCUCCUCCUCUUGAUCUGGUCGCCAUCUUCACCCUCGCUCCUCCCUCAGGCCCUCUCCCUGACCAUGUGCCAAUCCUUCAACAACUGCAACACUCAUACAACGAUUCGCUCAUGCUCCUCCUCUUCCACCCUCAGACUAUCCUUGACGGCUCCUUGACUGGCGGCAAACUCCCCAUCUCAAUCUACGAAUCUUUCUACGAGCCUGGCAGUGAAAAUGCAGACAAGGGUUUGCAGGUCGAUGGAUGGGGCAUGGGUCGUCAAUUGCAGAUGCGCUUCCGUCAACUACCAUUCGAGGUCGAGACUGGAGAAGCCGAGAUGAUCGCUGUCGACUUUGUUGCAAAGGGAAGCGGUUCUGCUACUGUUCACAACUCUGCUACUCCUCCAUCGAAGGGCAAGUCUCGUGCUGACGGAAGUGCUGCCACCAAUGAUCUUCAGCUUAGUCCCGCCGAUGAAGAAGGUAAUCAUCAUCACUCUUAUCUGUGA
Aureobasidium musti is the source of this 771-nucleotide messenger RNA. The record is from the annotation of a GenBank genome assembly. Lineage: Eukaryota; Fungi; Ascomycota; Dothideomycetes; Dothideales; Saccotheciaceae.